AUGAAGUCCUGCAAGCCCGGCCUCCCCGCGGCCGGGGCGCGCGCCCGGCCCCCCUGCGCCGCCGGCGGCGCCGAGUGCGCGUGCGCCGGCGCGUGCGCGGGGGCCGGGCGGCCGGAGAGCGCGGCGCGCCGGCGGCUGGCGGCCAACGCGCGCGAGCGGCGCCGCAUGCAGGGGCUGAACACGGCCUUCGACCGGCUGCGCCGCGUGGUGCCGCAGUGGGGCCAGGACAAGAAGCUGUCCAAGUACGAGACGCUGCAGAUGGCGCUGAGCUACAUCAUGGCCCUGACCCGCAUCCUGGCGGAGGCCGAGCGCUUCGGCGCCGAGCGGGACUGGGUGCACCUCCACUGCGAGCCCCUGGGCCGCGGCGACCCCUUCCUCCCGUUCGCGGGCGCCAAGCUGCCGCCGCCGGGCGAGGGCGAGCCCUAUGGGCAGCGGCUCUUCGGCUUCCAGCCUGAGCCCUUCCAGAUGGCCAGCUAGGGCGCGCCGCCCCGCCGCCGGGGGUGCUGGCCCGGGAUCGAGCCCCGGAGCCCGCCUCCCCCUUCCCCUUUCACCUGAAUCCACAGGUGACCUUUUGGUGACCAAGGAUGUAUUCUGAGCAUAAAAAUGAGCCAACGUUCUGGUUUACCUGAUUUUGCAUCCCUAGGCGAUGGACACGGUGAUUUGUCUCUCCCCCCUCCCCCUUCUUACCAGUAUUUUGCAGAUGUCAUAGAUGGAUAUUGUGAAUGGUUUUGAUUGCUGUGAAAAUAAUCCCCCCCCUCCUCUCUCUCUUUUUUUUUUUUGACUACUCGGAGGGAAAACCAUCUAAAGUAAAAAAAUAGAAGUAGGCUAUCCUGCAGCGUUAGUCCUCGGAGAAAGGAUCACUUCCUUACACUUUGUAAGUUUGUACUGUGCGGGUGAAGUUACAGUAUCCAUUCCUUGCAUAUGCUUAA
Molecule: messenger RNA, 929 nt
Organism: Pipistrellus kuhlii (Kuhl's pipistrelle)
Lineage: Eukaryota; Metazoa; Chordata; Mammalia; Chiroptera; Vespertilionidae
Gene: ATOH7
Product: atonal bHLH transcription factor 7
Exons: 2
Coding region: 1-477 (158 amino acids)
Molecular function (GO): protein dimerization activity
Source: RefSeq, a predicted model, not a curated record